CUCCGCCUCCGGGAGGCUCCGCGCGCUCGCUCGCGCCGCUGGCUGGGGAGACGAUUCAGGGCGCCGGAGCGACAGAAGGACGGAGGGACGGAGGCUCCGAGAGGCAGCGCCGUCCCCGCGCCUCGCUCCGCUGCGGGACCCGCGGGGCCAGGAGGUCGGAACUCGGUACUCCGGCUGCGGGAGGCGCCUCCAGUCGCGCUGCGAGUCGGAGGCGGCGGUGUCUACGCGGCGCGCGGGGUCUGUUCUCUUCCGAGCUUCGGCACCUGCCGGAGCUGCUCGUGCGUCCUCCGUCGGCCUGAUCGACUAUCUGUCUGCCCUCCCGCCUCCCCCGCUGCGUCCUCUGGCCUAGCCUCUCCGGGUCCCGGGUGCUCCCGGGGGCCAUGAGGAGCGUGGGGUCGGGGCGCAUGGGUCUGGGCACGCGGAGCGCGCGGCGCGGCGCUGGCCCAUGAGCCUUUCCAGCGUAGGGCGCGGCAGCGCUCGCGGGCCAUGGGGGGUAGCCUGCGGGUGGCCGUGCUGGGGGCCCCUGGCGUAGGCAAGACGGCCAUCAUCCGCCAGUUCCUGUUCGGUGACUACCCGGAGCGCCACCGACCCACGGACGGGCCACGCCUCUACCGGCCCGCGGUGCUGCUCGACGGCGCGGUCUACGACCUGAGCAUCCGCGACGGCGACGGCGCUCCCCCGAGUCAGAACCCUGGGGGUCCAGAGGAGUGGCUGGACCCCAAGGACUGGAGCUUGCAGGACACGGACGCCUUCGUGCUCGUCUACGACAUCUGCAGCCCGGACAGUUUUGACUACGUGAAGGCGCUACGGCAGCGCAUCUCAGAGACCAGGCCGGCGGGCGCACCUGAAGCGCCCAUCCUCGUGGUAGGCAACAAGCGGGACCGGCAGCGGCUGCGCUUCGGGCCUCGGCGCGCGCUGGCCGCCCUGGUGCGCAGGGGCUGGCGCUGCGGCUACCUCGAGUGUUCCGCCAAGUACAACUGGCACGUGCUGCGUCUCUUCCGCGAGCUGCUGCGUUGCGCUUUGGUGCGCGCGCGUCCCGCGCACCCGGCCUUGCGCCUGCAGGGGGCGCUGCAUCCGGCGCGCUGCAGCCUCAUGUGACCGAAUUGGACGACGCCGCCGCCUACGGUGGGGGGAGGGUCCCAGUUUGAUAAACAACCGGUUACCCGGAUUGGACGAAAUUGCCCAACUUCUCUCGGAUUGGACAAGACAAAGCCUCCUCCCGGAUUGGAUGGGGCAACCUCCCACCCAGUCUCUUGAGCGACAGGACUCUUCUUUGUGCUUCGUUGGACCCAACCAGGCCCCGGGCUACGUUGCGCAAGAUAAGUCCUUUCUGGGACCUCACUGGGUUACAAUCCCAUUGAAUGAAAGGGACUUGCUGUGAAUCUGAUUAGAAGCUCUCAGGUAGCUUCUGGGGCUUCGGUGGACAAUCUUAAGUCGCACCUCUCAGGAGGUAAUAAAGGGGGAAACAAUGCAAGCAUA
Molecule: messenger RNA, 1479 nt
Organism: Hyaena hyaena (striped hyena)
Lineage: Eukaryota; Metazoa; Chordata; Mammalia; Carnivora; Hyaenidae
Gene: RASL10A
Product: RAS like family 10 member A
Exons: 3
Coding region: 487-1098 (203 amino acids)
Molecular function (GO): GTP binding; GTPase activity
Source: RefSeq, a predicted model, not a curated record